Dichomitus squalens LYAD-421 SS1 is the source of this 1854-nucleotide messenger RNA. RefSeq lists its product as uncharacterized. Lineage: Eukaryota; Fungi; Basidiomycota; Agaricomycetes; Polyporales; Polyporaceae. Bases 1 to 1854 code for a protein of 617 amino acids. The record is from RefSeq and is a predicted model, not a curated record. The transcript is spliced from 9 exons.
AUGCCCCGUGGCCAGAAGAUCAAGAAGACCGCCGCAAAGGCGAAGGGGGGCGGUGCUGGCAACCAGAAAACCGCAAACUCUCCUUCCACAGUUCCGACACCGCACACCGGAACCAAUCUCUCCACAGAUGACCACUAUCUGGAUGUCCCUGGAGAAAUGCUCAAUGGUGUUCCCAACAACAGCAUAGCUCACUCGACUCAGUUGUCCGAGGCAGUAGCGGAAGAGCAGCUGGCCGAACCACGCUAUGGCCUUCGGGCUCGGACCUCCCAGAACCAGCAUCCCGCGAAGGCUGUUGGAGUUUCGAAACGAUCUAGAGAAGAGAUUGCUACAGAGGUUAACAAUAAGAAGGCUAAGAAGCAGGCGGCUGACAACGCCAAAGCCGCCGAGGUCGAGCGUCAACAACAGCUUCACGCUGCUCAAAUCGCCAAGAUUGCAGCCCUGGAAGACAAUCGUGCUCAGCAAGACAGAAAACUUUCUGAUACGUUCGUCGCGGACCCAGCAGCUGGAGCGCUCCCACGUACACAAGACAAACUGAAGUCUGCUCACAGGGUUCGCGAGCAGAACAACCCCAUCGAUGGGCUGCAGAACGACGGCCAUGGGGGACCAACCGACAUGGUUGUGGAGGAAUCGGAGGUGGUGCCAGCGCCCAGGAAGCAGACCCUCACCGCUGCAGAGAAAAGGGCCGUUCUCCGUGAAUCUGUCCUCUUGUCUGUCUCUUCCCAGAGAGCUAGUCUCGAUGUCGCGCUGUCGACUCCCACGCGCUUGUCUGCUGGCACAUCGAAGUCUGCGCCCCUGUCUGGCCGGACUCGUACUCCCGCUUCAGAGUCCAUCGGCUUCGACGAUGAGUCGGGACUGGGCGGGUUCGAAGAUGGCGAUGUGUACGUCAAUCGGGAGGCCGCUAUCCAGGGUUCCGCGGCGGGGGCCAGAGCGGCAGCCAAACAGCUCGGUAUCAAAGUCUCUGCUGGGUUGCUUGGCGAGAGUGAUGCUGACGAGCCUUCCGUAACCCCUAACCCCAAGAGGACAAAGGGGGUCAAGAAAGACAAGUCGUUCAGUGCCCUCCCAGACUACAUCAAGCCCGUCGUCCAGUCGAAGAUCAUUCCCUCUAUCAUUGAGUACUAUGGCACCCGCGAGGACGUCUGGAACCCCGAUGCGACCCACCGCGACCAAUUCCUUGACUUAUUGCAAGAUAUCCAGAGCAGGAUUUUCCCGCGCAAGAAUCAAGAGAUCAAGAGGAGUGAUACUGUCUACAAAUACUGUCGACAACGUUUCUAUGAAUGGCACAACAAGGUGCAGAGCAUCGCGAACAAUGCGGUUCGUGAUGCCAUGGUUGAGCGGCGCGACAACGACUCUCUCACGCAGCGCGACCGUUCGGAGAAUGGGCUCAUCAAGUGGCUUGAGGGCCAGCUCGCUUCAGGUGCGGCGUAUUACGGGCAGCCAAAAACAACCAAUGCCCCCGCGAAGGAUCUGUUUCAAUCCAAGUACAUACUCAAGACAUUUGCAUAUCACCUGGUGAAGAUUUCGGGCUCUGUCUUGCCCGACGCUGCCUAUCCAGCUGGCGCUCUCGCGCUCUCAUGUGCCGCGGUCCAACGUGCCUUUGAAUACUAUAUACAUGACAAGCCAUAUGGGGUGGAGCAGAAGGAUUUCUCGGCGAAGGAGAACGCUCACGAUCUCACUGCAGAGUGGUAUCAAGGUAACGUGUCAUGGGCUUUGGCGAAGGAUUCCCGAUUCGAGAAUAUCAUGGCGGCUGCUAUGCAACAUAUGAGGGAGGUCCCGGUCGCAAAGAGGACUAUUGGCGCGAAUCCCAAUCGACUGGGUGCAGCGCCGAAGCUCUUCGAGCCUCCCAGUAGUCCUUAG